This is a messenger RNA of Pichia membranifaciens NRRL Y-2026, 2574 nucleotides long. RefSeq lists its product as hypothetical. The record is from RefSeq and is a predicted model, not a curated record. Gene Ontology annotation, molecular function: protein binding; structural constituent of ribosome. Lineage: Eukaryota; Fungi; Ascomycota; Pichiomycetes; Pichiales; Pichiaceae. The transcript is spliced from 2 exons. Bases 1 to 2574 code for a protein of 857 amino acids. Gene Ontology annotation, cellular component: cytosolic large ribosomal subunit; ribosome. Gene Ontology annotation, biological process: translation.
AUGGUGAUGCGUCCCUUCAGAAAUAUCGCCAUCACGAAGCAGAAGCCGGGCUUCUCCUUCUCCAGAAAUGUCUCCACAAACACAUACACCCACCAGUUCUUCAACCCCAGCUACAUCAGCCCCAAGGACUUGAUCAAGGUUGACGAGGUCGGCUUCAACAGCAACACCUCGUCCCACGAGGCCAACCGCAGCAUCUUCAAGUACGUUGCUCCGGCGCUCUCGGUGACCAAGAACUAUGUCAUCUUCAACGCUUCCAACUCCGGCAACAACGAGCACGUCAACUCCCACGGCAAUAGAAACAACUACCUGCUUCAGCAGGAGGCGUCUGCCUUCAGGACGCUCGAGGAGAGCAACGACUACGACAAAAUCUUGUUGCGCAAGUUGAACCACAAGGGCAACAAGAACGGCCGCCUGAACAUCAGCAUCGACUCUGUCUCCCAGAACCAUACUGUCCUGAACAUCAGAAGAGCAAAUUCAAACAACAUCAGGAAGGUGGCGAUCCCAAAUAAGUCGCUAGUUGCCUCCAGAAACUUCUCGACAGACAACUUGGAAAAAAAGUUUGAAAGUUUGCAGAUCAAGGAUGCAUCCGAGGGCGUCAAGGAUACCGAAACCGCCAAUGAAAAGUCGGCUGCAGGGAACCACGUGAAGUUCCAACAGCUCAACGAUCAAGCCAACCGCACGUUUGAAUCCAUCGAUGAUGCCCUAGACACCUUCUUGUACACCGACCCUGUCAAGUCCCAAGAGGUCAUCGUCGACUCCAUGAUGUCGAUGGGGAAGUUCAACGAGGUCUUGCCGGUUUUCAUCAGAAUGAGAAACAAUGAAAUCAUCCCUUCGAUCGAGAUCUACAAUAAAGUCUUGAAAUCCAUCCAGCUCAGGGACACAGAUGAAACGUUGGAGACAAGACUGACCCAUUUGUUGAACACCUAUUCCGACAUGUUGUCCAAUAACAUCAAGCCAAACAAUGCUACCUACGAACUGAUCAUAGAUAACCUUGUCAAGGGAUCCAUCAAAUCGUACCAGCUCUCGAACUACAAGAACGGCUUCGAGUUCUUCAAGAUCGCCUUUGAACUAUUCCUGAUCAACCACAAAGAGUCAACCUCCUUGUCCAACACCUUCAAGAACAACAGCAUCUACAUCGAUCUUUUAACUUGCCUGAACUACUACAAAGUGAAAGAUGUGAUCACCCCUCAAAAUCUUUUCGAAAUCCUCAACAAGAGAAUCAUCUCCCAAAACCAGCAGCAUUUCCACAUCCAAAUGAUCAAGUUUUCCACAUUGUUCAAAGAUCUACAUUUCAUUGAAAACCUGUACAACACUGAAAUCAAGAGCGUGAAUUCUUUGCCAGCAAAGGCUUACAGCUAUCCAAACCAGGAUGCAGUCCAUCAACAGUUGAUUGAAUCGUACAACCUUUGCGGCGACUUCAAGAAGAGCACACUACUACUAGACACCAUUGUGAAUAAUAUUCCGGAUAAAGAGUCGUCUGCCUCACAACACUUGAUUUCCGAAUACCUUUCUAUUUUCUUGAGAUCGCAAAGUCUUGUCGAUCCAGUGCUGGCCUUCAAGUCACUCUACAAGUUCAACAACCUCAAGUGGCUACCUGCUGUCAGCAUUGAGAGCUUAGUCGUGCUGUCCUAUUCAUUUUUGAGGUUGAACGAGUUGCAAAUGGCGUUGAAAGUCUGGGACUUUGCUCUGUUGAGAAGUGACUUUGACUUCCAGAACAAAAGCUUGUGCUCGGACAAACACAGCGAUGAGUACUCAAUCUACAUUUGCAACUUCCACAACCAGCUCGUGACUGCCGUCCUCAACACUGGCGACAAAAACCUCAUUCUCAAGUCCGUCAGAGAGGUGUUGUGCAAGAACUCGUUGGUUUUGGACGACGCGCUUCUUGUGAACCUCGUUCGAUACCUCAACAUGGCGAAUGUCGGCAACGAGCUUGUUGUCAAGCUGACGCUGAACCAGGGGUACAAGAGAAUUAUAAGAGGGUCGUCUGCGGCUCCAACCAGCUCCGAACGCUCGUUGAGCAACUUCCUCUCCUUGGUCGUCGACUUCCUUCCCGUCGAGAGCCUGCUCACUGUUUUCAACAGCACUUUCUUCAAGAGAGUCGUUGAGGAGUACAGACUGGUGAACGACAACAUCUACGGCAUCUUGAAGAUGUUCGACACUGUGCAGAAGCAGCCCUCCGUUCUCGAGGAGAGCAACGUCAACGACAACACUCGUUUGAAGCUCAAGUACUACGCAAAGGUCUUAGACUAUGAGUUCGACGACGCAGACAACUGCUACGUCCAAAUCCCACCAGAAAUUGCCAACUUCAAACAGAACAUACAGCAAGUUACCCAAUACAAGGCUGGUAAGGCUUCUUUGUACACCCAAGGUAAGAGAAGAUAUGACCGGAAGCAAUCCGGUUACGGUGGUCAAACCAAGCCAGUUUUCCACAAGAAAGCCAAGACCACCAAGAAGGUCGUCUUGAGACUGGAAUGUGUCAGCUGUAAGACAAAGCUUCAAUUAGCUUUGAAGAGAUGUAAGCACUUCGAGUUGGGUGGUGAUAAGAAGCAAAAGGGUGCUGCAUUACAAUUCUAG